UGCACCAACCCAGAAUAGUUGCGUAUCCGCCAACGAGAAGGACUCACAAGGAUGCUGAGGCUGGGUGCACUAGUGUUUUUACUGGCGCUGUGGCAGCUACAGGACUGCGUUGUCGCACAGAAGUAUUACAUGAACUUUGCCUUCAACAACAAUAAUCCGGAUGCGGGCUCCGGGGCCGACAGUACCGGAAUUGGAGCUGCCGACCAUCCUGAGCAUGCGGAAGCUGGCGGCGGUGCUGGCGCCAGUAAUGGAGAAUCAGAUGGUUCCAAGGAAACGCACACAGGUUCCGGUGGGGACACAGGAGGGGAUAAUGACUCCCACGAAGGUGCUGGCGCUGGUAGUGGGGCAGCAAGUGGCAGCAAUGGUGGUGGCAGCGGCGGAGAUGGUGGAAGUGGCGGGGAUGGCGAUGGUGGUAGUGGCGGUAAUGGCGGUAGUGGUGAUGGUGGAAGUGGCGGUAAUGGAGACAGUCACGCCUAUGUGGCGCCCGCAGAGACGGCUGGGCACGAUGAUGACAACGACGACAGCGACAGUCAAGAUGGACCCAAGAGGCGCGCCCUGGCUGAAGAAGAGGCGGACGGUGAAAAGAAUCCGGAAGGGGAGCACAGUCAUCACAGCAGCUACGAAAUUAGUAUCGACGAUAGCUUUGGCGGUCGCUAUGUCCGCUCCAUUUACGAGAGUUCCGAGAGCCACGGACAUUCGGGCAGCAAUGGCGGCUCCGGUAGUCGCGGCAAGGCGGAUCACGAGAGUUCUCAGAGCGGCGGAGGUGGAGGUGGAGGAGGAGGAGAUGAAGAUGAUGCAGCAGAGGCGAACCCCCCAGUCGCAGGUCGCGGACAGAGACUCUACGGAGACAAUGACUACGAGGAGGACAAUAGUUAAUUUCUAUAGUGUAGCCCCACCACAAAGCCGCCGUAACUGAAAUUGCUGUAUUUUCCCAAAUUCAAAUACAAACAAAUAAAUGCUUUAUGAAAAUUGAA
Messenger RNA from Scaptodrosophila lebanonensis, 974 nucleotides. It is a transcript of the gene Acp32CD, whose product is annotated as accessory gland protein Acp32CD. Bases 52 to 876 code for a protein of 274 amino acids. The record is from RefSeq and is a predicted model, not a curated record. The transcript is spliced from 2 exons. Lineage: Eukaryota; Metazoa; Arthropoda; Insecta; Diptera; Drosophilidae.